Molecule: messenger RNA, 507 nt
Organism: Penaeus monodon (black tiger shrimp)
Lineage: Eukaryota; Metazoa; Arthropoda; Malacostraca; Decapoda; Penaeidae
Exons: 3
Coding region: 147-473 (108 amino acids)
Source: RefSeq, a predicted model, not a curated record
GAACGUCUUCCUCGUUCGCCUAAGAUUCAAAGUCUCGCGUGGAUUCAUUCAUAACAAAGCUUCCCUCAGCGCCUUCAGUCGUGUUGCAAGGUGUGUUGAUAAAGGGUUUUUUUGAAAGGUGGCAGCAUUUCAAUUCAGUCAACACAAUGAUCAGGAGGACAAAACCUCGUGGAAAUGAAGAGAGCAAGGAAACAAAAAAGGCUCCAGUUCUUAAGUUUUCAGACACGCAGCUGAUUGCAUCUGGUGCGGCCAGCCAUCGAAACGUAUUUAGUGCUCUUGCAGACACUUCUGUUGAAAUGAUUGAUGUUGAUAUUGGGGGGGAUCAUAGUGGCGAGGAUGUUGAAAUGGAAGAGCCCAACAAUAGCCAAAAUGAGAAAUCCUCUCAUGAAAACCCAGUUUUUCGAGAAUUAGCCGUCAUCAACGGAAAGAUUAAUCGCAUGAGCAAUGACGAACUGAAACGUAAGUGUGUAUAGCAAUACUUGAAUAUAUGGAUCAUUAAUAUUUCCA